AUGGCAUUACUUAAGCUAAGUAGAAACCUAUUGUUCCCACGUUUAAUAACAAGCCAAGCAAAGUUAGGAUACACAAAUUUCCAUACAAUACGAAAAAUUGGCCCAAAAAUAAUCACCAAAACCGUGCCAGUAGCCCAAUUCAACUCGAAAAGAACUUAUUUCUGGAUCUUCAAACGUCUAACUAAAAGAGAAAUACGACUGGCCGACAAGCCUCCGCCAGAAUACGAACUUAUUUACAGAUGCACUGUGGAUAACUACUUUUUAGUAAUUCAAUAUUUUGGUUUCUUUGCUGUGGCCACAGUUGGAUUUAUAGCAUUAUUGGGUGCUCAUCGUUUUUAUAUGCCACCCUCACCGAGGGACGACUUAUAUAUUGGAGAUCGAGAAAUCCUAGGUCAAGAUCCAAUAAAUGUUAAUUCCGAUGAAACUAGCUGGCUUUUAGCAGCAUUCAUGACUGUAUAUUGUUGCAUAUAUUUUUUUGUGGCUAGAACGCCUGUAAGGAUAUAUUAUUACCCACAAAGACAAAAAUAUUUAUUAUAUUUUUAUGGAGCUAUUCCCAAACAAGUAAAGAAGUUAAAAUUGAAACCAGGAGAGUUGGAUCAUUGUGAGUCCUUCUUUAAAAGCUCACCUAUUGCUGGUCAUACCUAUGCCCUUAAAGAAACUGGUCGAAAGAUUAUUUUGGUGGACGAUUAUUUUAGGACUACAGGAGAUUUGUAUGUUUUGUUGGGAAUGCAAAAGGAUCCAAAUGUGACUGAUUUUCAUUAUGAUAAUAAAGAAAAAAAAUCUGAUAAAAAGAAAUCUGAUGAAAAGAAGAAACUUGAUGGGAGGUGA
This is a messenger RNA of Ceutorhynchus assimilis (cabbage seed weevil), 828 nucleotides long. Lineage: Eukaryota; Metazoa; Arthropoda; Insecta; Coleoptera; Curculionidae. The record is from the annotation of a GenBank genome assembly.